Lolium rigidum is the source of this 2060-nucleotide messenger RNA. Its product is annotated as hydroxyproline O-galactosyltransferase GALT6-like. Gene Ontology annotation, cellular component: Golgi membrane. Gene Ontology annotation, molecular function: carbohydrate binding; galactosyltransferase activity. The record is from RefSeq and is a predicted model, not a curated record. The transcript is spliced from 7 exons. The coding region runs from base 1 to 1920 and encodes 639 amino acids. Lineage: Eukaryota; Viridiplantae; Streptophyta; Magnoliopsida; Poales; Poaceae.
AUGCGGAGGCCGCCGCCCGCGGGGGUGUCCUGCCGCCGCCGCGCGAUCGAGGGGCUGGCCACCGCGCUCCUCCUCUACGCGCUGCUCGUCUUCCUCCUCGAGUCGCCGCUCGUCUCCAACCCGGCACAGGACGCUGCCACUGCCGCUGGGUCGCGCCCUCCUCUCCACCUCCACCGCGCCGACGACCGCGCCGCCCCCGCGCGCCCCGACAAACAGCCCCGUCCCGCCUCCGCCAGCCUCUCGCGCAUGGUCUCCGGCCUCCACCUCCGCCUCCUCAACUCCUCGCGCUCCGGGCCCCUCCGCCGCCCGAUAGCCGACGCUGUCGCGGCCGGCGCGCGCGUCUUCUCCCAGCUCCAGACCCUCCACCCGCCCGCCGCCGCCGCCGCGCCGCCCUCCCGCGACGUGUGCGCGCAGUCCAUCGUCCUAACCGCCGACGAGUUCCGCGAGAGGGGCCGCGUCGCGGAGCUGCCGUGCGGGCUCACUCUCGGCUCCCACAUCACGGUGGCGGCGACGCCUCGCGCGGCGCACGCGGAGGGCGACCCGACGAUCGCGCUGCUCAGGGACGGGGAGCAGCCCAUCAUGGUGUCGCAGUUCAUGAUGGAGCUGCAGGGGCUUAAGACGGUCGACGGCGAGGACCCGCCCCGCAUCCUCCACUUCAACCCGCGGCUCCACGGCGACUGGAGCGGCAGGCCGGUCAUCGAGCACAACACAUGCUACCGCAUGCAGUGGGGCACGCCGCUGCGCUGCGAGGGCCGGAAGUCCCACGUCGAUGAGGAAACCGUGGAUGGUUUGUGCAAGUGCGAGAGGUGGAUUCGGGACGACCAAGAGCAGCCUGAGGAGACCAAGGCAGCCUGGUGGCUCAACCGGCUCAUCGGCCAGAAGAGGGAGGUCAACAUCGAUUGGCCCUUCCCGUUUGUGGAGGGCAAACUAUUUGUUCUUACUCUCAGCGCUGGAAUGGAGGGGUACCAUGUCAAUGUGGACGGCCGGCAUGUGACUUCUUUCCCUUACCGCACUGGGUUUGUGCUUGAGGACGCCACAGGAUUGUCAUUGAAUGGGGACCUUGAUGUGCAAUCAGUGUUUGCUGGGUCCUUACCCACUACGCACCCCAGUUUUGCACCACAGGAUUAUCUGGAGAUGUCAACUCUUUGGCAGGCACCCCCUCUGCCUGAUCACCCAGUUGACAUUUUCAUUGGCAUCCUCUCAUCGGCCAAUCAUUUUGCUGAGCGUAUGGGUGUCCGUAAGACAUGGAUGUCUGCUGUAAGGAAGUCACCAAAUGUUGUUGCUCGCUUCUUUGUUGCACUGCAUGGCAGAAACGAAGUGAAUGUCCAGUUGAAAAGGGAGGCACAAUUCUUUGGAGACAUUGUUUUUGUGCCAUUUCUGGAUAACUAUGAUCUAGUUGUUCUCAAGACUCUUGCAAUAUUGGAGUAUGGGCUUCAUGUUGUCUCUGCUAAAUAUGUAAUGAAGUGUGAUGAUGAUACUUUUGUAAGACUUGACUCAGUAAUCACUGAAAUUGUUAAUGUGCCAAGUGGUACAAGUCUUUACAUGGGGAAUAUCAAUUUCCACCACAGGCCAUUGCGCCAAGGGAAAUGGGCAGUGACUUAUGAGGAGUGGCCAGAAGAAGAGUAUCCAGUCUAUGCUAAUGGCCCUGGAUAUGUUAUAUCAUCCGAUAUUGCUGCUUUUGUUUUGUCAGCAUUUAGGAACAAAACAUUGAGGCUCUUCAAAAUGGAAGACGUGAGCAUGGGUUUGUGGGUUGAGCAGUUCACUAGGACAAGGCACGUUCAAUACAUUCACAACAGCAAGUUUUGUCAGUUUGGAUGCAUAGAUGAUUAUUAUACUGCACAUUACCAAUCUCCAAGGCUGAUGUUAUGUAUGUGGCAAAAGUUGCUGGAUGGAAAACCAGAAUGUUGCAAUGCAAGAUAACAGUAAUGGAACCAGUAGGGGUUGACUAGUUAACUCUAGGCCAUAGUGUCAAUCUUCAUUGUUCAAGAAAUGAUAUGGUCUCACUGAUGUUCAUCACCACCCAGGAUUGACUAAUUAUAUCAUGAUGGUGCAUUGUGCCU